Molecule: messenger RNA, 794 nt
Organism: Glossina fuscipes
Lineage: Eukaryota; Metazoa; Arthropoda; Insecta; Diptera; Glossinidae
Product: mitochondrial inner membrane protease subunit 1
Exons: 2
Coding region: 166-690 (174 amino acids)
Cellular component (GO): membrane; mitochondrial inner membrane peptidase complex
Molecular function (GO): serine-type endopeptidase activity
Source: RefSeq, a predicted model, not a curated record
CACGGCAUCAGCUCUGUUGUUGACUCGCUGAAUAUGCAAGAAGAAGCAGAAAAAUAAGCAAAUUGCUCAUAAAAACAUAUAUUUUUUUCUUAAAAAUUUAUUAUUUUCUUUUUACGAAAUUGCUUUGUAUUUGCUUGUUAAUGUGACCGAAGGAAUAUAUCAAAAAUGAUGUUUUCCUACAUUAAAGAUUUACUAAAGUAUAGCGUGCAAUAUGCUUGUAUAACGCAUUGUUUCUUCGAAUACGUUGGUGAUUUUGUGGUGUGUAGUGGACCGAGUAUGGAGCCAACAUUGUAUUCGAAUAAUAUUCUGCUAACCGAACGUAUCUCCACACGCUUCCAUAAACCAAAACGUGGAGAUGUGAUUAUAGCCAUUUCACCCACCAAUGCUGAUCAGUAUAUUUGCAAACGUAUCGUUGGCGUGCCAGGAGAUAAAAUUUGCGUGGAUAAACCAUUCGAGAUUAGUCGAACAAAUCAAAACGAUAAUAAAAUUUCUAAUGACUCGAUUGUAAAAUCGAAAAGCACCGUUCACAAAAUUAUUGAAGACAUUGUGCCCAGAGGUUAUGUUUGGAUUGAAGGCGAUAAUAGGCAAAAUAGUUCCGAUUCUAGAUACUAUGGACCCAUCCCGUUGGGCUUAAUAAAAAGUCGAGCAAUUUGUAGAAUAUGGCCCCUAAAUGAUAUAAAAAUAUUAUGAGAGUAGCAAAUACUACAACAAUCCAAAGGUAUAAAAAUACAACUCUGUAUUCUUUUGGUUUCUCAAAAUUGAAUAUGAAUAAUGAAUAAAAAGCACUGAACAUA